Molecule: messenger RNA, 2435 nt
Organism: Aspergillus wentii DTO 134E9
Lineage: Eukaryota; Fungi; Ascomycota; Eurotiomycetes; Eurotiales; Aspergillaceae
Product: Zn(II)2Cys6 transcription factor
Exons: 4
Coding region: 249-2435 (728 amino acids)
Biological process (GO): DNA-templated transcription; regulation of DNA-templated transcription
Molecular function (GO): DNA binding; DNA-binding transcription factor activity, RNA polymerase II-specific; zinc ion binding
Source: RefSeq, a predicted model, not a curated record
AUCACAAACAAGGCUGUCCGUUGGAAAAUCAAACAGGAUACUCACUCGCCAGAUUGGACAUCAUCCACCAAAAAGAAGGUUCCAUGUAUUCAUGAUCGGCUAGGAUGCUUCAGGUCGGAAUGAGCCUGGGGCUUCGAAUACCUGAAGGCCAGCCUUAUUGAAUCAACAUCAAGUUAUCCCAGGAUAUUUGAAUAUAUUUCUUUUCAUCACCAUUUCCCAAGCCAGUACAGUCUGAUCCAGCUAUAAUAAUGGCGGAUCGUCGCAAACAAGUCAAUCUUGGGCAAGGGUCCAAAGCCCCCACACCCAGCGUGCGACUGAGUUGCGAAAUGUGCCGCCAACGCAAAGUAAAAUGUGACAAGCUCAGUCCAUGCACCAACUGCCAGCGUUUCGGGGCUAUCUGCGUCCCAGUUGAGCGAGCGCGCCUGCCCCGAGGUCGAUCUGGGAGACCGGCGACAGGCACUGCAGAGCGCUCAUCGGAUCUGGACGCAGACCUUGAAGAUCGAGUGUCCAAAAUCGAGCAGAUGCUGCAGAAUCUAGCUCGUACCAACGCCCCUGAAAAGGCACCAACAGCUCCUAAUAACAUUGGGAACCAGGAAAAUUCGCAUACAAGCUUGUCUUCUGAAAGCAACUCCCCUGGCUCUACUGAAAGUGUCAAGUCCCCCAAAAUAGAUGCGUAUUUGGGUAGCACCUUCUGGGCGGAUCUUCUGCAACAGACGCAAGAUCUGCGCCAGACUGUCAACCGUGAUACAGAAAAUCAACCCCAAAUACCUACUGAAGCUCCUUGGCAAUCACUUGUGUUUGGGUCAAGCGGCCAUGGAAGUGACCCCAAUCUUCCCCUCGAUUUGCGAACAAGGCAUCAGCUAGUUCAUAUCUACCUGGAGAAAGUAGAUCCAGUAUUCAAAAUCAUACAUCGUCCCUCCCUGAGCGCUUUUCUACUGGACGGAAAACCCUAUCUCAGUUAUGAACGGGGAGAUCCUGCACCUACAGCUCUUUCCUACGCUCUUUACUAUACGUCAGUAUGCGUUAUUGAGGAGGAGAAGUGUCUACUGUUAUUUGGAGCGAGCAAAGAAUUAGUGGUUCCAAGGUUUCAGAAAGCUGCAGAAUCGGCAUUAGUACAGGCAGAUUUUAUGACGACCAAUGACUUGACUGUUCUACAGGCCUAUGUUCUCACCUUGAUUGCUUCUCGACCCCAAGAUCAAAGUCGACGAGUAUGGACCAUGCUUAGCAUGGCUGUUCGGAUCGCCCAAGCUUUGUUACUUCACCUCCCCGAUCCUGCGUUUCCAGUAAAACCAUUUGAGCGAGAAAUGCGUAGACGAUUAUGGCAUGCAAUCGGUUUCCUCGAUACAGAAGCCUCAAUGGACCGUGCAUCCGAGCCAAUGAUACAGGCAAGCAUGCUAGAAUCCCACCCUCCUGCGAAUGUCAACGAUAGUGAUAUCUGGUUUGAGAUGGAAGGCCCGGUUCAAGAAUCCGAAGGUUUCACCGAUAUGACAUUCACGUUGAUGACCUCAAAGGCCCAAUCUGCCUCGCGACUGCUCAACUUUUCCACUUUCGGGCAGCCUGCUGUGCAAUCUAUGGAGUUGCGACAACAGGUUGUCGUUGAUUUUCAACAGACAGCGUCAAGCUUGCUUGAGAAAUACCAAGCAGACGGCGUACCAUUCCAUUGGUUCACAAGACAAGUUGCAGAAUGUAUCAAUGCCUCUCUACAACUCACCUCCGUCCGACCAAUGCAGCGAAAUGCAAAAUUUAUUCCACCAAAAGUCCGGGGAGACGGCCUCCUCCAACUAGCCGUAAAUGUCCUGGAGAAGUCAAGAGCACUACGCAACGAUCCACGCUCCCGUCCCUGGGACUGGGUCAAUCAUAUCUUCGUUCCAUGGCAUGGUCUUGCCGUCGCCAUUGCCGAAAUCUCCGUCUGUCAAGAUCCGUUACUGAUGGAAAAAUACUGGCCCCCGAUCCAGCAGGCAUAUGACCGACUUAGCCAUCUAGUCGCGGAUUCGCAACAAGGCAUGCUCUGGAAGCCCAUCGAGAAAUUCAUGACCCAAGCACAAGCAAGACGAAGACAAUUACUCGGCUCACCAACCUUCAACGCACCACAAAUCCCCGUCUCCCUUUCAGAUAUAACGUCUACCAACCAACCCACUACAUUCCCCCAACCAAGUUUCCAAACCUCAUUACCUUUCACACCGAACCUUAAUACCCAACCCGCCCAAAUCCCUUACCCCCAAGGAACAACCCCCGUUAUGACUAUGCCAGAGGUUACCAAUGGGCUUGGCCCGUGGCCUAAUGUAUGGGAUGCAAUGGACUUUAGCGACACGGGCAUCGGCAACGCCACCGAGACAUCCUGGUUGAAUUACGAGAGCUUCAUCGAGGACCUGUACGAGAAUGCAGAUUAUCUCUUGAGGCCCCGUUAUCAGCUUGGAUAUGGCAACCCACCUUGA